AGUAUAAGUCCACCAAAUCAUAAUUAUUCUAAUAUAAUACAACAAGAUAUUGAACAAGAAGUUGGUAAGUGUGUUUCUCAUUCAACACCACUUCAUACACCAUCUAGUAGUAAACAUCAAUGGACAUCCAGAACAACUUGUGCUUCUAACAAAUGUAAGGAAAAUAGUGACUUUAUUUAAUUUAAUCAAAAUUUUGUAAUAAUUAAUUUUUGUUUUAUAAUAAUUUACAGUUGAUUCUGAUUUGGAUGGAUUUGUGCCUCUACUAACAGAAACUAAUCAGAACAUGUUAUUAAAUACAGUAAACGUAAACAGAAAAGGAAAGCUUACCCCAAACUGUAAGAAAUUAUAUAAAGAAGCCAUGAAGCUAAAACGAAGAGCAGAGCGUUUAGAGAAACAGAAUAAAAGUACUAGAUGUCAACUAAAUUUAGCUAAUCGAUUUACACGUAGUACUUUUACAACUCAAUUAAUGAAAAAAGUUAACUCGAGCACUUUCAAUUUCAUUAUGAGUCAAAUGAAAAUUCAAAAGAAAACACCUCAAGGUAGAAGAUAUAGUUUAGAUGACAAAAUUAUGGCCCUUUCAAUGUUUAAAAAUUCUCCUAAAGGGUAUAAAUUUUUAUCGACAGUAUUUGCUUUGCCUUCAAAAAAAACUCUUUAUAAUCUUUUACAACAAGUCCCAUUCAAUACUGGAAUAAAUUAUCAUAUUAUAAACAAUUUAAAACAUCAAGCAGAAAAAUUAAACAUUUUGGAUAGGUACUGCACGUUGCUUUUUGAUGAAAUGGCAUUAGAUGCAACUUUAACUUAUGAUAAAAAAAGUGACUCUAUUUUUGGCUUUGAAGAGAAUAAUCUAAAAUUUGCCAAUCAUGUUUUAGUAUUUAUGUUAAGAGGUCUACGGAAAAAAUUCAAGCAACCAAUUGCAUACUACUUUUGUUGUGGUACUACAAAAACUGAAGAUCUUGUAAGUUAUAUUAAAGAAAUAAUUUGUGCAGUACAAACCACAGGAUUAAAAAUAAAAGCUACUGUUUGUGACCAAGGUUGUACAAAUCAAGCUGCAAUUAAUAUCCUUGUAAAAGAAACAAUUCACUUGUGUAAAACUCAAAAUAUUGUAGAUAAAUACUUGGGAUUUUUAAUUAACAAUGAAGAAAUUGUACCUUUAUAUGAUCCUCCACAUUUGUUAAAAUGUAUGAGAAAUAAUUUAUUGACUAAAAAUUUAAAAUUUAAUUAUAAUGGGAAGAAUCAAACAGCAUCAUGGAGCCAUAUCGAAACUUUGUACAGAUUAGAUAAACAAAAUGAAAUAUAUGAUUUACGCACUUUGCCAAAACUAACAGAAGCACAUAUAAUACCAUCCAAAAUAAGAAAAAUGCGUGUAUCAGUUGCGGCACAAGUUUUCAGCCACCGAGUAGCUUCCACGAUGCAUCUUAUUGCUAACUAUGAUUCUGAUAGUUCACUAUCCAACUCAAUUGGAACAUCUAAUUUGUGUCUUUUUAUGGAUAAAGUGUUUGAUUCUAUGAAUGGUUCCACUAUUAAUGCAUUAGAUGGCAAACCAUUAAGAUGUGCAGUUAAAAAUGGAUCUUCUCAUAUUCAAUUUUGGGAUGAAGCCAUUCAGGUUUUCAAAACUAUGGUUUUUGUGAAUAAAUUGGAUGACUCUGCUGUAAGACAACCAAUAUGUAUAAAAAAUUAUAUAAAAACAUUAGAAUCUUUUAAAUACUUGUGGUUAAAAUUAAAAUCUGAAGGUUUUAAGUUUCUAUUACUAAGAAAUAUUAAUCAGGAUUCUUUGGAAUGUUUCUUUGGAUCUAUUAGAAGCCACGGAUCCAGAAAUAAUAUGCCUAAUUGUUACCAUUUUUCUACAUCAUUUAAAACUUUACUUUUAAAUAAUUUCUCUUCGUUAAAAUCGCUAGGGAACUGUGAGCUUGAUGAUAGUAUAGGAGCUUUAGAUAAUUUAAAACAAUUCUUAUCUGGACCAAAUGAGGUACAUAGUAAUGAUGUUUCAUUAAAUUUAUGUUUAAAUUCAUUUAAUGUAGAACUUGUAAAACCCAAUAAAUCUACAAUAGGUGAAAUGACAAUUGGCUAUGUAGCUGGCUAUAUAGUUCGAACAUUAAUUAAAUCAACUAAUAAUUGUAAUAUUUGUAAAAAUGAUUGUAUAGAUAUUCAUAAUGCCAAUGAACUAAUUAGUGUUAGAAACUAUUCUGAUAACAGAUUGAAAACACCGAGCCAAAAUUUUAAUAAUAUUAUUGAACAUAUUUUAAAUAUUUUUACUGAAGUUAUUAAUAGUACAUGUAAUAAACCUCACAUUUUUAAGAGUUUAAAUUUAUUAAUUGAAGUAAAUGUUGACUUUAAUUUUUUAUGUAUGACGUGCCAUAUGAUAAAUGAAUCUACAUAUGAACGAAAUUCAAAUAUUUUAGAAUGUAGAAGAAUGAAAGGAAGCCAUAACUACAUUAAUAUUGCUGAGAUGAUGACUGAUAUAACUGAAACAUACAAAUUGGACCAUUCAAAAAUUACUCAUACUGUCACAGACAACGCCAGUAAUUUUAGUAAAUCAUUUAAGACAUUUUCUAAACCUUUACCUGAUGUACAUCAGGGAAAUUCUUAUACUUUUGGCAAUUUCAAUGAAGAUAGUGAUACUGGUAGCUGUAGUACUGAUACAGCUGACGAUGAAGAUACAAACUUAAAUUUGAUAGAUGUCGAUGAGGUACUCUCAACUCCAGUAAUAUCGGACGCAGUGAACGAUAAUUUUUCUCUGCCAUCACAUAUUACUUGCUGUGCCCAUAGUUUAAAUUUGAUAGAAACACGUGAUAUUUCUUCAAUUGAUGAUAGUAAAUACAAUAAAAUGUCUGAAUCGUCAUUUAAAAAAUUGCAAAGCUUUUGGAAUUUAUUAAGUAGGAGCACGGUUGCAUCUGACAAAGUGUUUGAGAUAUGUGGUUGCAAAUUUCCAGUACCUAUUAUGACAAGGUGGAACUCGUUAUUCGAUGCAGCUAAAAAGGUACUGGCUCAUAAAACUGAAAUUAUUAAAGCAUUUGAAGAAUUACGUUUAACAAAAUUAAAGGCAAAUGAAUGGGAUUUAUUGACGGAGUACUGUAACGUAAUGGAAACUUUAACAAUUUCUUUGGACAAGAUGCAAUGUGAAAAAAAAGGUUUCUUGGGCUAUGUUGCACCUAUUAUUUUAGUUUUACGCCGCACUUUAAUAGCGUUAACAAAUUUAAAAUACUGUAGACAAUUAUGUAUUAAAGUAGUUCAAAGUUUAGAACAAAGGUUUGCCUAUUUAUUUGAUUUGUCCUUGCCCAAAAGUAAAUGUUUUGUCAUUGCAUCAAUUAGUCAUCCUAAGUUCAAAUUAAGUUGGAUUCCUGUUCGAUACAUUGAGUUGUGCAAAAAACUUUUUUUUACUGAGUGCAAUGAAAUGUAUACUAAUAUGAGUGAUAUCAAAAAAAAAACGGCUGUAGCUAGUGAUAAUGAAGACAGUGAUGAUAGUGACCAGGAAUUUUACUCAGGUUUGUAUGAACACACUAAUAAUGGAUACUCUGCUGAUGAAUCAAGAAUUACAAACUUUUCUUGUGUACAGGCUUUGACGUUCUUAAAUUCUCCCAAAAAAGAAUUUAGUGUUUUAGAAGAUUAUCCCAUAGUUAAACAAGUGUUCUUAAAAUACAACACAACUAUUCCGUCUUCAGCUCCAGUGGAACGCCU
This is a messenger RNA of Myzus persicae (green peach aphid), 3675 nucleotides long. RefSeq lists its product as uncharacterized. The transcript has 4 exons. The record is from RefSeq and is a predicted model, not a curated record. NCBI's taxonomy places the organism in Eukaryota, Metazoa, Arthropoda, Insecta, Hemiptera, Aphididae. The annotation marks the transcript as partial.